GAGGCGCGGGAGGUCAUCAGGCACCACCUCAACGCCUCGCACGAGGACGACGCCGUGAUCUUCGCGGGCAACGGCUCCACCGGCGCAGCACAUCUGCUGAUGCAGACGCUCGAGCGAGCAGACUUCGACGUGCUCGCCAGCGCGGCCACGGCGGAGUCUGAGGCCCGGCGCGACAUGCACUACAGGGAGGACAGGCGGGCGCCUCCGCACCUCCCUGGGGGGCCCCCUGGGCGCGCGGCCUACGCCCGCUGGGCAGGGCCCCAGCGGCAGGGCCCCUCAGCACCGCCCCGGAUUGGGCGUGCGACCGCGCUGAAACUGCGAGCCCUGCUGGCCGAGCUGGAGGCGGCCAUCGUGCGCGGCUCGGCGCAGCAGGUCUUCGCGGCGCUGGGAAGCAGCCCAGUCCAGACGCUGGGGUGGCCCGC
Prorocentrum cordatum is the source of this 422-nucleotide messenger RNA. The record is from the annotation of a GenBank genome assembly. Lineage: Eukaryota; Dinophyceae; Prorocentrales; Prorocentraceae.